CUUUAGACAAACGUUUGCUCAGGAAUGUUCUACAAAUUUGAAAGUUUUGUUUUAACUGGCCAUAAUUUACCUUGAUUUAAUUUUGAUUUUUUUAUAAUUCAAUGUCACACAAAAAAUGGAUCAUCAAACUGUCAGCUUCAAUAUAGUAAAAUAUUUUAUUAAAAAAUGUCUUGUUGAGUCGUUGUUUAUUCUAUAUACAAUAGUUGUAGGGUCUUUUUAAUAUUUUCUGACAAUGAACUACAUUUAUUUAUAAUAGAUAUGGGAGAAUAGUUGACUGACCAAUUGUGAGGAUGAAACAAAAUUGUUGGGAAUUUCAUUCAUCAUAUUAUUUAUUGGGUUAGCCUAACCCAAUAAAUAUUAUUUUAACUGAAAUUCCUGAUAUUUUUUUUUCAUACUAUUUAUUUAUUAUAUUAUUUUGUAUACAAAAUGCAAUUAAACACUGUAAAAAAUAUAGAGCAAAAGCUUACAACGUCCUUUUUAUAUAGGUAUCUAUGAAAAAGAUUUGCUCAUUACACUUUAAAAAGGAAAAGACGAAGAUUCAACCUAAAGCCUUAGCAUCACUCACUAAGAUUGUAAAUAUGGUGGUUUUGGAAUGUGCAUUGAGAUCUGGCAAGCAAGCUUAUGCAGAAGAUUCAAAGACAGUAACAUUAGAUAUCGUUCAAAAAAUAAUUCCUCAACUAAUAUUGGAUUUGUGAAUGUUACCAUUUCUCUAUCAAAUUUGAGGAUCUUCUACAGUCCAUCUGUGAUCAUAUAACUUAACUAUUUUUAACGUUAGAUAAUUCAAUCCAACACAUUUUAUUUUAGUAUUAAUUACAGUCUUCUUUGAAACAUGUACAGAUUAAAUUAUUUGAAUCCGUACCAGAUUUUAUAUUAUUAAACUUUUAUUUUCCACAAUAUAUUGAUAGUAAUUAAAUAUAAAUAGUCCAGUCAACAAAAAAAAUGCCAAGAAGGUGCUUGUAGAGUGCAUAGAGGAUGGACAAGCAUUUGACUUCAGGAAUUUGUUCGAGGUAAACAUAUUGAAAACCCUUACUCCUUCUCUAUCUGCUUCAUGGUGGGAAGAAGGGGGCGCCAUAAAGGUCACUUUUCCAGAUUUUCUCAUAUAUCUUGAAAACAAGGAAUCACAGAUGAAACAUUGUUGUAUGAAAAAUUGAAGCUGAAAGUAAAAAUUAUAGACACAAUUUAUUUACAUUUCUUUGUGGGUAUUUUUAUUUGUUUAAUUACCCUUAUAUAUACAAAUUUUAAUUUUUAUAUCGCUGUAACCUAUACAAUUAAAUAUUAAAUAAUAACAAAGAUAGCAUUUUUGAAAACCGUAUUUGUAUAUGAAUAAAAUAU
This is a messenger RNA of Nezara viridula (southern green stink bug), 1332 nucleotides long. The record is from the annotation of a GenBank genome assembly. NCBI's taxonomy places the organism in Eukaryota, Metazoa, Arthropoda, Insecta, Hemiptera, Pentatomidae.